AUAUAUACCCUCUUUAGAACAAACAUUCUACCAGGCUUGAAGUUUAUUCACAUGAAAUUAAUCCUUCUUUGAAUGAUGAAGCUAAGUUUUGCAACCCUGCUUCUGGUGAUACUUGUUCUUACUUCUUUCUUCAUUCCACCCACUAUUGCUGAUUCAGGUUUUUGUAAUUCAAAGUGCAACAUUAGGUGUUCAAAGGCAGGACGACAAGACAGAUGCUUGAAGUAUUGUGGGAUAUGCUGUACCGAGUGCCAUUGCGUUCCUUCUGGAACUUAUGGGAACAAAGACGAGUGCCCUUGCUACAGAGACAAGAAGAACUCUAAAGGGGGCCCUAAAUGCCCUUGAAUUUACUUAAUUCCCCCAAUUGUUGUUUCAUCAAAAAUUAAAUGACGAACACAAAGAUAGAGGCACAAACCUUUAUUAAAUCCUUCAUGUGGCAUGUUUGUCAAGAAUUAAGGAUUAUUAACAAAAAUAAAAUACACAAGUGAAAAAAUGGGGUUCUUUUGUAUAUUUUACUUUAUGUUAAUUUUAUGUUGUAGCUGAAUCCAUCGAUAGCGUUUAGUUCACAUAACAUUGUGACGUUUGCCACUAAAAAGCACUCGUUUGGUGAAUGUGUGCGCGCGUGUGCUGGGAUCACACAGUUCAACAGAAAUAAUAAGUGGCUUAUUUAAAUAUGAAUGAGUUACGACCUAAGGUUUAUGGCAGGUAGGAUAAUAGCCUGAACAGGGGCAUCUGUUCUUUAAACAAAAAAGAGUUUUAAGUCAUUACCUCAUUAAUUUAAUUUAAUUUAAUAUGUUAUAACAUAUUUCUUAGUAGUAUUAAAUAUAGGUCAUCAAAAAAUAUCUAUUAAAUGACAAGUGGGGAUUGCUCAGUUGGUAAAACACAUCCACCCACGAUCGGUAGGUUCAGGAUUCUAGUCAUGCUGGAGGGAAAGCAUGGAAACACUAUAGAUUCUCCUAAAUGGAGGAUUAAAAAAUAUCUAUUAAAUAAAUUAUUGAUAAUUAUCUUUUAAAUCACAUCAUUGUAUAAAUAUUUCUUAGCUUCUUCACGUACGCCUCCAAAUUUUGAAGAUAACUAAUGGUCCAAUUCAUUGGGUUGAGCUCUAGUUAUGAACUAUUUGCCAACUCAUCUUUACUUUAACUUUGAGUCAAUUGGAAAUAUGACAACUGUAAAGCUCAUAAUUGAAAUUCUAUAACAUAGAUGAGCACGCAACUAUUUCUCAGUCAAGUUGGAUUAUGUUUUCUGUGUUGCAAGCUUGAGUUUUGAACUUUGACAUGGGAAAAAUGAAUAAAGAAAUAUUACUUAAUCUAUGCAGGGGGAAGCACAUUUUUUACAUCUCGGAAAUUUCAGAAUUUUUGCAAUGUGAGUAGACUAACGUGACUUGAGAUAAACAUGAAGUUCUUAUGAGAUUAAGGAGAGCAUUCGAUAUCUUUAGGUGCGUACCAUAAGAUUUUGAAGUUAUAUGAAUCGAUGGAACUAGGUUUGUCAAAGGAAGUGAAAUGCAAGACGUGCUUGGAAAGGUUUUGCAAUAGUUGAGUUGAUACUUAUUUAGUAAUGUCUUGAGGGGCUGCUAUAAGUCCUCUUAGAUGGUUAAUGAAGUGUUAUGUAUGUGCCAAGGAGGUUCCAUAAGGAUUGGAAGUCAAACGAGUCAACGAGAAUGAGUUUCGGGAAUUUCCAGGUUGUACGGCCAUUUGUACGGACCGUAUAAUUUAUACGGCCGGUAUAAUGGUCCGUAGAUUAUUUCCAGAUUGGGGUGGAUCUCUGGUUGGAUUAUAAGGUCCAAUUGUACGGACCGUAUAGUUUAUACGGCCCAUAUAAUUGGCCGUAUAUCCGGGUCGGGCCAGAAUUCUUUUUAGUUAUAUAUGGCCACCCUUGUUCAUUAUUUCAUUUCCCACAUUUUCUCCAAGUCUCCAAAGCUCUAAAACCCUCUCCAAGCAUAUUCCACUCAAACCCAAGAGAAAACAAAGAUCAAAUAGUAAGAAUCAAGGUAUUCAUGUGUUGGAAAACUCACUAGGGUUAGUAGACUUCAAGGAUAACUUAGGUAUUGAAGCUAGGGUUUUCAUACAAGUUGAUAACUUGCUCCAAAGCUCAUUCUUAUGAGAUAAAAGGUUAGUUUCAUGCUUAUUCCAUGUUAUUAAGGAUGCUUAGUUAUUGAAUAACUUGGGUGAAAGGAGUGAAGGGUAUUAAUGAUGACAAGGAAGUAUUGUAUAAAACUGUGCAAAGGGUAGAUGUGAAGUUAUUGAUGUAAGUUGAAUAUGAGAAUGAAUUUUGGAGACUUAAUUGAAUAUGACUACUUGAGUAUGAUAUUGUGGAUGUUAUUAUGGUUGUUUGGGAGUUUUUUGCGAUAUGGUGGAAGUCGAUGAAAUAGGGGAAAUGCUGCCCAAUUUUUGUUCGUUCAUGAGUUGCUCUAGUUUGAAUUCAAUAGUGUCUUUAAGAAUUAACCAUGGUAUGAAUCCUUUUAAAUGUAGAUUUCUCAAGCCCUGGCGGUGAACGUUAGAUAGUUAAGAAGACAAAGAGGUAUGUAAGGCUAACCCUUCUUCUUAAGGCAUGUUCCCAUCUUCCAUAAUGACUUCAUUUCCUAGAAUCAUUAAAGCUCACAGUUCUUGAUAUUGCAUGACACUAUUGGUCCCAUCUUAUGAUAGUUGAUCUUCUAAAGAAAGAUAUAAUGAGAAUGACGAUGACGAUGUUGAUGAUACUCAUGCACUCCUAUGUAUAUAUAUAUAUAUAUAAGUAUGGCUAUUAAGAACAUCGAGCUUAUAUGGCUGGGUACGACUACUAAGUCCCGAAAGGGACGGGUACGAAUGUGACCGAGUCCCGAGAGGGCCGGAUACGGAUAAUACCGAGCCUAGAUGGCCGGGUACGAUAUGGUAUUGUACUGCAAGUUAUUGCAUAUGUAAGCAUGUGGAUGUGAGAAGUGUUUCUUUUAGAAAAAGGGUAAGAAAAUAUGAUGAAUGUCGCUAGAGGUAUAAAUGGCUCUAUCCUCCCAUGAAUUUUCUAUCUUAUGUUAUUUCUCAUUCUUUCAUUAUGUUAUUGAUUAUGCUUUACAUACUCAGUACAUUAUUCGCACUAACGUCCUUUUGUUUGUGGACGCUGCGUCAUGCCCGCAGGUGGACAGGGAGAUAGACUUGAUCCUUAGGCUGCUUAUUCAGAGAUUUCUUAGAGGAGGUCCAUUUGAUCCGGAGCUGCAGCAGUUGGUACUAUUCUUUUGUGUCUAUACAUAUGGGCAUGGAGGGGCCCUGUCCCGUCUAUAUGAUGAUGUUUCAUACUCUUCUUAGAGGCUCGUAAACAGUUGUGUACAGUUAGAUGUCUCUUAGUCUUGUCGGCUUAUAUUUUGUAUAUCAUUUUGUCAGCCUCGUUGGCUUGUAUAUAUGUAUAUGGGCAUAUUCGUUGAUGUUGAUAUGAAAAGUGCCUUAGCCAAUGGAAAUGGCAUUA
This is a messenger RNA of Lycium barbarum (goji berry), 3429 nucleotides long. RefSeq names its product peamaclein-like. The record is from RefSeq and is a predicted model, not a curated record. Lineage: Eukaryota; Viridiplantae; Streptophyta; Magnoliopsida; Solanales; Solanaceae. Bases 73 to 342 code for a protein of 89 amino acids. The transcript has 2 exons.